Molecule: messenger RNA, 2582 nt
Organism: Syngnathoides biaculeatus (alligator pipefish)
Lineage: Eukaryota; Metazoa; Chordata; Actinopteri; Syngnathiformes; Syngnathidae
Product: DNA ligase 1
Exons: 6
Coding region: 107-1258 (383 amino acids)
Source: RefSeq, a predicted model, not a curated record
ACACGGCUCGGUUCGGGUACGCGGCGCGUGUGUAUGAUGACUGGCAUCCACGUCCAACCUGCGGUUUGAAGGAUUUCCUGGAAGAAACCUGUUUUGGGGGGAUCGUAUGGGAGUCCUGGGAGCGGUAGUCUGUCUGUUGGCAGCCGUGGGAGUGGGAUGUCGGCCAGCAAUCUCACCCCUCAAUGAUGCAAAGGUUGAAUGUAUUAUUCAACAAACGCUGAAUGGAGAUGGCUCACAACAUGAGUGCGCCCCUCAGCUAUCAGCGGAACUUAAUGAAGUACAAAGACACCAGGGUUUGCUGAAGGAGCUGCAGAGGCUAGCUGAUGAUGAGAGAGAGCGGUAUGAAUACAGUCUAGAUGAUGAAAAGGGGGAUUUGGAGCUGAAGGAUGAACAGACCGAUGCGGCCAAAACAACAGUGGAAGAUGAGCCCAAGAAGGCGGAGAUGGACGAGCCGAGGAUUGACGAUACAGGGAUCCAUGAUGAAGAGGAGAGAGCUAAGGAGCUUGAGGAGCUGCUCGCUGAAGAGAUUAGCAAGAAAGAAAAGGAGGAGAGAAAUGAUGAGGAGCUAAAAGAACUGUUGAGAGAGUUGAAGAAAAAGCGUUACGAGAUGAAGGAAAGAAACCAAAAUAGCCCCGAAAAAGGUCAGCAGGAGGAUGACACAAAGCCCAAGAUGGCAAGAGACAAAAAGGAAGUUCAGCAGCAGAGCGGGGAUGAUCAGAGGAAGGAUGAGGUCGAGUUGAGUGUGGAGAAGGAGAAGGUGGAGAAGGAGCUGAUGGAACUGAAGAACAAGAAUAAGCCAGAGGAGGAGCGGGUGAGGAAGGAGAAGCAGGAGGAGCUGGACGAGCUGCUCAAGAAGAUGCAACGAGUGCAGGAAGAGACGCAAGCAGAGAAGAGAGACGGUGAUGUGGACCGCAGGAUACUUGAGGAAGAGGGCCAGGAUGACAAAAGAAAAGAUGACAACGGAGGAGGACAGGGAGGCCAAAAUGACAUGAGAAGCAAAGAAGGAGCAGCAGAGGUGAAGGAGCCACAGCAGAAAAGAGUGAUGGAGAAAGCCAGCGACGAGGCCACUCGCCAGUUUGAGAGGGAGAGGUUGGAGGAUGAUGAGGAGGACGAUCGAAAUACUGACAAUGAGUACAUCGGAGAGGAUGAAGACGAUGAGGAAGGUGGCUUGGAAGAUGACGAAGGGGAGGAGCUGUUGGAGAUUGAAGCACAGUUACGUGAAGUUGCCGCAGAGCUAAGAGAGCUCCGGCGAGGAUAAACACCCACACACACACAAGCGCUUGGUUUCAUUCUCAAUCGCACAUUCAGCCGCCCUGAUUCCCAAACAACAGCCUCUGUUUCCCUUCCUAUGAUGCAAAAUGCUCAUUUUAGUUUCUCUGAAUCCACGCUUAAAGGGCCUGCCACCGCAAGCCGAAAAUGUUUUUUUUUUUUUUUUUUUUGCAUAUAAUUGGUAGGUGAACGCAGCAUUCAGGACUUUUAUUUAAACGCCAUCGCUAUCUAGAAACUUCGCUCAGCAUCUUUGCGUGCCGAGUCAUGACGUUGCAACAGCUUCUCUAUAAGCAGUUUGUGUGUAUUGAUAUCCGUUUUUGUGCAAUAAUCGAUCGCUAUAUUAAGUGUUAUGACUGUUAUGUAUGUCUGAUGUUCCUACCCAAGGGUGAGUUAUUUCUUCUUUGAAGAAAUAAGGAUUGUUUUAUUAGGCUCGUGUACUGUUAAAAAAAAAAAUCUGACUGUUUGUGAUGAACAAGGGUGACACGGACAAAACACGGAUGGAUGUGGCCCGGUGAUCUGUAUGCCGCAGGCGGUGUGAGGAGGUUGGUGUUCUUUGGGCUUACAAGGUCUCAACGUGUCACUUGAGGUUCAGACAGCUUUGCACUCUUAAGCCAAGGACGAUGCAGGGAUGAGGAAGACACUAAAGCCAUUUUAUUGUCUUUUGGUAACACUUGCGCUGAAAAUAAACGUUCUAAUCGCUCCGUGGUGUUACAUCACCUUUGCAGUGGUUGCUGUCUCGACAUCGUUGUGCUAGUGAAAAUAUCAUUGCGCCAAGGUCAUACAAAAUGAAGGGAAAACGAGCGCCCCGAAGUGGACAUUGCCUCAAAUUGCACAAGUUACACAUUGAACAGGGUUACCAAGAGGCUCAUUGAACUGCAAUAACACUGCAGUACACGUGAAUGCAAUAACGAAUAUUGAAUAAGUAAGCCAAUAUCGCAGGUAUUUUAAUACGUCCUUAAAGUGCACAUAUAGAACUCAGAAAAUAUAUUCUCUUUUCUAUACAGCCAAACAUUGCAAUCUUGUAUGAAGUUUGAGUACACACGCUUAUAAUAAGCAACUAUAGGUAAUAGGUACUCCAUAAUAAUCCAUUCCAAAGAUGAGAUGUUUAUUUAUUUCACAAUUGAAGGACUUUUAGUGUACUUUAAACUUGUUUUUGUAGAUAUGUGUAAGUCGUAUCAACCAGCAAGGUACGACUGAAGAUGACUUAUGUUUAAAAGAUAACGUUAAAAAAAUGAAAUGAAAUAUUUGUAAUUUUACUGGCCAUUAGAGUGCUGUAUUUUGUGCCUGUUGUCUUCUCUGCUACCCAUUAAUCA